CACAUUUUUACCAUGUUGUAAUUCCAUCGUCUUUACAUUGAAUUUAUGAUUUUUUCUAGAUAAUUUAACCUAAAUUAUAAAGAUAUUAAUUAUUGUAUUUCAAGAAAGCUUUAUAAAGGGUUAAUAAGGUUAAAUUUUGAAAAAAAAAAGAAAAAGAAAAUGCCUAGAGGGAAUAAAGACAAUUCAUCAAACAUGCAGAGGAACUCAAGGAGCAAUGGGAACCUAAAAAAAUUUAAAGGAAGCCUUAAACAAGAAGCACAAUUGACAUGUUCUCCUAACCAAACUGACCCUAGUUAUGGGUCCAUAAGUUUGGAAAUUAAUGAUGUUGGUUAUCAAUCCAUGGAAUCCGAGCUUAGAUUUAUGGAUACUAGUGAGGAAAUAAAAGAGAUAGAUGUCGAAGAGAAACAAGAAAGUUCACAAAAACAUGUAUCAAAAAUUCAAAAAAAAGAUAAGAUUAAUAAAGUAACAAAAUCAAAGGGAAAAACUAAAAAUGUUGAUAAUAUAUGUAAAAAUACUCUUACUCAUGAUAUGGAUAAAAUUAAAACCUCAAGCAGAUCCUUUUCAAGUUCUCCAUUUGGAAAUAAUAAGAACUCAACAAAUAAAAGUAUUGGGGAAAAUGUUGAGAAAGAGGGAGAGAAGCCAUAUUUAGGACCUUAUCUACUCAAGAAGGCUCGAAAUGUAAUCUCACUUGGGGAUAACCCAAAAAGGGCAUUUGAACUUGCCCUCCGAGCAAAGACAUCAUUUGAGAGUUGUGCCAUUAAGAAACAAAGCUUGGAUUAUGCAAUGUGUCUGCAUCUUUUGGCUUCAAUUUACUGUAAUGCAUAUCAAUAUAAGGAAGCAAUUCCUCUUCUCGAAUCUUCAAUUGAAGUUCCAAACAUAGAGCUCGGUAAAAAUCAUGCCCUUGCAAAGUUUGUUGGGUACAUGCGAUUAGGUGACAUCUACGCAAUUAUGAGUCAAAUGGAGAAGGCAAUUACGUUUUAUAAGACUGCUUUACAUAUUCAAACAAAUGUUUUAGGAGAUAAAGAUCCCCGCGUUGGAGAAACUUGUCGAUAUGUGGCAGAGGCUUAUAUACAAGCUUUUGAAUUUGAUGAAGCCGAAAAUCUAUGUAAGAUGGCUCUAAAUAUCCGUCAAGUAAACGGAUGUCCUUCUUCAAUCAAAGAAGCUGCCGAUAGAAGAUUAUUGGGCCUAAUAUAUGAUUCAAAGGGAGAUUAUAAUGCUUCUCUUGAGCAAUAUGAUUUAGCAACCAUGGCAUUACGCUACGAUGGACUGGAAUUAGAAAUUGCAACUGUUAAUUGUAAUAUUGGAGAUGCUUAUUUAGGGUUAGCUCAAUAUGAAGAGGCCAUUCUCUGUUACAAAAAGGCAUUGUCUACUUUUAUAUCUAGCAAAGGCAAGAACCAUUCUAGUGUAGCUGCAGUCCUUGUGCGCUUAGGCGAGUUAUACAAUAACGUUGGAAAGUUUGGUGAGUCUAACUCUUAUAUUGAAAGUGCCCUUGAGAUUUACAGUAAGGAAACUAUUACUACUUGCGACAAUGUAGAAGACGUCUCGAAUGGCCUUAUUGCUCUUGCGGCUAUAUAUGAGUCGAUGAAUGAACUUGAUCACGCUCUUAAUCUACUACAGCAUGCACUUGAGUUACAAAAUAAAGAGGCAACACAAAAGAGCAAGAUUGCUGGAAUUGAAGCUCAAAUAGGGGUGAUAAAUUAUAUAUUAGGGAAUUACAUUGAUUCUUAUACCUUCCUCAAAAGUUCUGUAUGUAAGUUUGAGCAUAUAGGGAAAAAGAAGUCAUCCAUUUAUGCUAUUACUAUAAAUCAAUUGGGUAUUGUUUGUGUGCAGCUCCAUAAAAUUGGUGAGGCUGCAGAGCUCUUUGAUGAAGCUAAGAGUAUUUUAGAGAUAGAAUAUGGAUUAUUUCACCCAGAUACUUUAGGUGUUUGUAGCAAUCUUGCAGGAACUUAUGAUGCCCUUGGAAGAUGGGAUGAUGCAAUUGACUUAUUAGAAUUUGUGGUGGUGAUGCGAGAGGAGAAGCUUGGAACAGCUGAUCCAAUUGUUGAAGAUGAAAAAAGGAGAUUGAUACAAUUACUCAAUGAAUCUGGGCAAGUGAGAAGAAGAAAAUCUAGGUCAUUAGAAACUCUUCUUCAUUGAAACUUACAAUCACAAAUAUUAAACAACUAUUUAAAUAUGAUGUAACAAACAUUCUUUUCUCUAUUUGUUUUUGUUUAUUACUUAAAAGUAAAGAUCAUUAAUGGGAAAUAACUCACUUAUUACGUCUCUUCAAAGCCGUAUUAUGCAUAACAUAAAUUUAAAUUUUAUUGUAAACAAAAGUUAAUGAAAUUAUGA
Amaranthus tricolor (Joseph's coat) is the source of this 2331-nucleotide messenger RNA. RefSeq names its product protein KINESIN LIGHT CHAIN-RELATED 2. Gene Ontology annotation, molecular function: protein binding. The record is from RefSeq and is a predicted model, not a curated record. The transcript has 3 exons. Bases 160 to 2136 code for a protein of 658 amino acids. Lineage: Eukaryota; Viridiplantae; Streptophyta; Magnoliopsida; Caryophyllales; Amaranthaceae.